AUGAAAUUCAUGGGUGUGCAGGAAUUUGCCCAACGAGCAUUGGCCAACCUCAAGAUGGUGCAUAAUGCCAUCAUCGCGAGUUGUACACACCAAACGUUCCAAGCCAAUAAACUACGGCAGGAGGAGCCGGAGUUUACAAUUGGAUCGAAGUUGUACCUAUCCACGCAGAACCUUGCACUACCUAAAGGUCGCGCGAGGAAGCUGAUGCCCAAAUUUAUUGGACCAUACGAGAUCACCGAUGUUCAUGCGGCAACCUCUAACUACACGCUAGAGUUACCGCAAGAACUGAAGGACCGGCGUAUCUUACCUACAUUCCACGUUUCAUUACUCAGAUGA
Sparassis crispa is the source of this 336-nucleotide messenger RNA. RefSeq lists its product as hypothetical. NCBI's taxonomy places the organism in Eukaryota, Fungi, Basidiomycota, Agaricomycetes, Polyporales, Sparassidaceae. The record is from RefSeq and is a predicted model, not a curated record. The coding region runs from base 1 to 336 and encodes 111 amino acids. The transcript has a single exon.